Messenger RNA from Nezara viridula (southern green stink bug), 2334 nucleotides. The record is from the annotation of a GenBank genome assembly. Lineage: Eukaryota; Metazoa; Arthropoda; Insecta; Hemiptera; Pentatomidae.
CUGGGAUAUAAGGAAAAGAUGGGACAAGAUAUCAUUGAAAUAGCUGGAGUGGGAAGGUGGCUUAUCUAAUACCUAACUUGUACCUUCAGUCCACUAGCUGACCUCAACAUGCCUAUGUUCGCAACUGCCUUCUUGGUAUGCUCUUCUCUCGUCGUCUUCUUGGAUGCUGCAAGUUUGCCUCCUUACAUAAAGAAGUGUAAGAAUGACAAAACAUUAAACGAAUGCAUCUUGAAGAACUCCAAGGAAGCAAUCAAGGGACUGGUUAAAGGUGAUGCUAAAUUAGGAAUUCCAGUCCUGGAACCUCUGAAGGUGGACAAGAUCGAACACACCACCAGCGCCUCCAGGAGUGUAUCAUUGAACUUCACGCUAUCUGAAAUAAACGUUUACGGUAUUCCAAAAUCAGAAUUAGUCAAGUCAGAGUUAGACACUUCAAAACACAUUAUCAAGUUUAAUUUUAAAAUACCACAAUUGAAAUUAAAGUGUAAUUACAAUUUGAACGGAAAAUUCUUGGUUGUUCCAGUAGUAGGAAAUGGAAAGCUAACCUUAACAAUAGACAAUGUCUUUGCUACAUUCUCUACUAAUUAUAACCUUGUGAAAAAGAAAGGUGCUGAAUACAUUGAUUUGGUCUUGCCAGCCAAACUUACAUAUACAACAACCAAAGUCAGCCCUGUGUUUGAAAAUCUCUUCAAUGGUGACAAGAACCUAGGAGACAAUUUCAACCAAGUAGUCAACGAAAAUUGGAGAGAGUGGGACUCCCAAGUAGGGCCUGGAAUCGCAGACGCUCUGGGCCAAGUUAUAGGUUCCAUCUUGAAGAGAGCUACCAGUGCAGUCCCUUACAACGAUGUAUUCGUUUAAGCUGUUUUGUUUUUAUCUACUGGAUAUCUAUAAGGCUAUGGUCACCAUGCAGCAGUAUUUUUAUUUAAACCGAUUGCUUGUGUGAACCCUUAUAAAUUAAACAUAAUAACUGACCUUAAUAUUGUGUUAUUAGUAAUCAUUCCUUCUUCCAUGAAUUGUUCUGUUUUUCAGUUUAGUACAAAGAAGGGUGUGCCACAGCGCAAGUUAUGCAAUCAUAAUGUUUAAAAGGAGCACAUUUUAUAUGCUAUAUAAUAUGAUUUUAGUUCGGUUUCUAGGCGAACUUUUAAACCAGAAAAAAAGGGAGAAACUUACCCGAACCAGACAGCAGCAUAUAUAAUUGUUUAUGAAGUACAAUAAUUCUAAAUCUACUUUUGCUUGUACUGUAUUUAAUAAAGGAAAGCAAUACAAUUUAUUGAGUGAAGGAGUAUGCGCGAUUGACCUUGUGAGGGAAUAGGCACCACUAAUUGAGUCUUUUUUUUAGUAUUUUUUUUAUUUUGAAUAUAAAAGGCAAACAGUUACUUUGGUAAUUACUUUUAGUUAUUUUUUCUUCUGUUUAUUUUAUAUUUGUAUGUAUUAUAAAUAUAUUGUGAAUAUGGUCUUACUUCACCAUAACUGUUGUCCAUGUGAAAGAAUAUUACUCAAUAAAUAAAUAUUUUUACUUUACUGGUUUGGGUAGUAACUAUUAGGGCACCAGUGAUGGACAUAGUGUAUGCAAUGUUUGUCAGUUUUGCCUUAUUCUACCAUAAUUAUUAUAGUUAUAAACUUCUCCGUUGGAAAUUUAGAAUCUCUUUUUCCUAUUUAACACUUUAAAAUUGAAAAAAAAAAAAAGCAGUCUUGCAGGUAUAAUCUCCAUUUAAAAAAACAUCAUUUUACACUAGUGAUGGACACCCUAAUAUUCAAUUGUUCUAAUAAUGGACAGGGGGUUGUUACCAGUUAUAGACAUACCUCAGAAAAAUUCUAAAAUCUGUGUUAUUAAGAUAACGAUAAAGAUACGAUAAAAUAAAUGAUCAACUUACUCUUAGCAAAUCUUAGUAGGGAGGUAUGAAACAGACUGAUUUCAAGAGCACUAAAGAAACAAACUGAGGAUAAUCAAACCGACCGUCAGUUGUUGGGCCUCGUCCUCCAGAAAGUGUAGAAGAGAGGAAGUAGUCAUCACACGCCUCAGAAUUGGACAUUGCCGGUUGACCCAUGGCUACCUGAUGGCAAGGGAAGAUCCACCUCACUGUCAACUCUGUAAAGUGGCUCUCACAGUGAGCCAUAUCUUUGAGGAGUGUCCUCGCUACAGGAGAGAGAUGGAUGGACGUGGUGUACCUCGUCAGCUCUGUGAGGCACUAACAGAUAACGAACAACGUAUCGAUAGUACCAUUGAAUUCAUUAAGAACAUAGGGCUAAUUCAAGUAAUCUGAACUAAAUUAUUUUUUCUCACAAAUUUGCAAUAUAUUGACUUUAUUUUUAUAUACUCUAUACUUUUUUUUUUUU